Mycena citricolor is the source of this 2404-nucleotide messenger RNA. Lineage: Eukaryota; Fungi; Basidiomycota; Agaricomycetes; Agaricales; Mycenaceae. The record is from the annotation of a GenBank genome assembly.
CGCGCGAUCACGUGUGACAGGUUCAUCUUGAACUUUGCCUCGAUUGCACCGCGUCCAGUCGCUAAUCUGGCCCGACAACGGCAGCUGGCCCCUCCACAUGGAGUCCAAGACCUCCCGCACCUACUUUUCUGCCUCCCGCUCGCACUAUGACAUCCUAGGAGUGAGCAGCAGAGCCUCACCCGAAGAAAUUCGGCGUGCGUACAAGGUCAAGGCUCUGGAAACACAUCCCGAUAAACUCGAGCCGACAGCUUCUCCCGAGGAGAAGCAAAGGUCGGAGGCACGUUUUCAUCGCGUGCAGCAGGCGUUCGAAGUACUUCGCGACAGCGCGAAACGAAGAGCGUACGAUGCGGAACGUGGUUUUCGGCCUCCGCCCACGCGAUCCCAGACUGCUCCACCCACGUUUGAAGAUCGCAAGCUCAGCGAAGCUUAUCGUGCGCGCAUGGCUGAUCGCGCGGCAUGGGCAGCCCGUCAACGUGAAGAGUGCUAUGAGAAGAUUCGGGAACUGCGAGAACGAGAAGCGGCGGCGCGUGAAGCCCAGAAGAAACGUGAAAUGAAUCCAGAAAGUGACCAUCGGCAAUUGGUCAACCGCAUACUUGCAGAGCUAUAUGAGAGGAAUCCAGAGUGGAAAGAUCGUAGAGAGAAAGUUGGUGUCAAACGCCAGGAACCCACGAACACAACCAACCCACAUUCUCCUCCACCCGUCCCUUCUUGAACCUCCCUAUGAUUGCGUUAUUAUGCGCCCACUGAGUUAUCUCGUUUUUAUUGGCGGCUUCCAUUAUGUUGUGAGCUUGUUGUACUUAUGUCCCGUCCGUGAGCUGUUGUCUAUGUGUCGAACGCUCUUUCUUCAUGUCGUUGAUAUUGACUCUUCCGCUGAUAUACUUCCUUGAUAUCACCUCUCCUCCAUUACACGUAAGCUAGUCAACCGACUUGUCGCAAUGUGACCUAUGUCCGAUACCGCCCGGUCCAGCUCCGACCUCCAAAUAGGGUCGCCUGCUGUGAUGGGAAUGAUCUCUUCGAGGGGAGGAGAAUGUGGAUCAAGUGAAUGUGGAAUCCCCAGCGCAUCCUCCAUUUCAUGUGCCACCUCAGCCCUACUGCGUCCAUUGACGAACGUGAUAUACCGCAGUGACGGGUAUCUCCGCUCAUAGCACAUGUUGAGGUGCGCAAGACGGGCAAGGACCUCGGGCGGCGUCGCUCUGGCCGCCUGCUCCUUUGCGCUGAGAUGGGAGAGGUUCUGCGUCUCCCCGAUGCGCGGAUGGCCGGCGAUGAACUGGGCGCGGAGCGCGUCGUCCCAGGAGGACAGCUCGGCUAACGACGCAUCGAUGAGAUCCUCAUACGACGCCCACGGCUGGGAUCGGGUCGCGAGGGCCGGUGCGAGGGUUUUCUGGAGGAUCGCAGACGGCUCGAAGAGCGUGUCUAAUGCCCGCGUCGUCUGCGAUACAUCGGACAGCGCGGCUAGCGGUGGGAGCGUUGUCAUUGCUGUCGGCGGCGGCGGGUCCGGAAAACCUUGGAAGGCGUGGCGGUGCACUCGCAGACAUGUGAUAUUUCCGAGUCCAUCAUGCGAUCCGAGUCCAUCCUUUUCUCUUCCCUAGACUCCGCGACGCUUCGCCCCCUAGACUUCCGCUGCGACUGUCUGUGCCAAUGCCCAACCAUGUAUUGCGGCAGCUUCAGCUACUCGUGCCCGGUGCAGCCUUGACGUACUAUCUCGAAACGCCAGACCACCUACUAGUGACGCUCUCGAGCAGGGGAUGGGGAAGAACCGCUGCGUUGGCGAGCCUGGGACUCGAGGCGCUCACGAUCGUUCUGUUCGUGUACAUCUUCCUAACGCCGUGGAUUCACGGCGAAUCACCCAACGUGCGUCAUCUCAUCUCCAGACACCUUCUGCUGUGCAGCGUUCUCAUCACCAUCAUCACCCUCGCGCGGCAGUUCCGUUCCUGGCGAGCCUCCGGGGUGCUGUCGUCCGUUAUUCCUAUCCUCACGUUCUCGAUUGUGACCGGGUGGCUGGGCAUGGUGGCGACGCUGGGGCAGACGAGCAUGGGGUACCCCCGCGCCGUCGUGGGCACUUCUGCGAUCUACGCCGCCACCUUUGGCCUGCUUGGCCUCAUCCCUGCACCGAGUUUCCGGCGUUCAAGUCAAUCGCGGAGACCAGACUAGCAGGCUGCGCGCAUUUGAUAUUUAUGUAGCAGUUGCUGCCUCGUGAGGGUGCAGCAACAUCUUGAGUUGCCCGGGAGUGCCAGUGGUCGGGCUGAACCGCGGGUCCUCGACAGCAGGCAAGAAGAUACUGUUAUGCAGUCUCUAACACACAAGAUGGGAUGCAUGGGCGAUGUAUACCACAGUCUGAUGUCAUAUAGAUACAACCCAUGAGAGAUAAAGAAGUACAUGAUCCCCGAUCUCACAUCGAUUGUCU